CCCCUCCCCUCCCCUCCCCUCCCGGGCUGGCGGCGGCGGCGGCGGCGGCGGCGAUUUUCAUGCUUUUUGCGGCAGCCGCAAGUGAGGACGAACCACGGUUCACAUCGGGAACCAGCAAAGGGGCAGCCGGGCCAUUCUGCUUAAACCAAUGCUAGAUUUAGAAGUACUUCCGGAAAGGUCUCUUGGGAAUGAACAAUGGGAAUUCACCCUGGGAAUGCCAUUGGCUCAGGCUGUCGCAGUUGUUCAGAAACACUGUCGUAUCAUCAAAAAUGUCCAGGUUCUCUACAGUGAACAAUCUCCUCUUAGCCAUGACCUCAUCCUUAACCUGACUCAGGACGGAAUCAAACUGCUAUUUGAUGCUUUCAAUCAAAGACUGAAGGUGAUUGAAGUUUAUGACUUGACUAAAGUGAAGUUAAAGUACUGUGGUGUUCAUUUUAACUCUCAAGCUAUCGCUCCCACCAUUGAACAAAUUGAUCAGUCUUUUGGAGCCACCCAUCCAGGAGUGUACAACUCUGCUGAGCAGCUUUUCCAUCUAAACUUCAGGGGACUGUCCUUUUCCUUUCAGUUGGACUCAUGGACUGAAACUCCAAAGUAUGAGCCAAACUUUGCGCACGGCUUGGCCUCUCUGCAAAUUCCACAUGGUGCAACUGUGAAACGCAUGUACAUCUAUAGCGGAAACAGUCUGCAGGAUACAAAGGCACCUAUGAUGCCCCUCAGCUGUUUCCUUGGAAAUGUGUAUGCUGAAUACAUUGAUGUUCUGCGAGAUGGAGCUGGACCCUCAGGUUUACGACUACGAUUACUCACUGCAGGUUGCGGUCCUGGCGUGUUAGCCGAUGCCAAGAUGCGGGUAUCUGAACGCUGUGUGAAUUUCGGCGAUUCGUGCCAAGACGUACUGAGCACUUUGGGGUCCCCUCACAAGGUUUUCUACAAAUCAGAAGAUAAGAUGAAAAUUCAUUCACCCUCGCCUCACAAGCAAGUCCCUUCGAAGUGCAAUGAUUUUUUCUUCAACUACUUCACGCUUGGAGUGGACAUCCUUUUUGAUGCAAAUACCCAUAGAGUGAAGAAAUUUGUUUUGCAUACCAAUUAUCCUGGUCAUUAUAACUUCAACAUUUACCACCGCUGUGAAUUCAAGAUCCCACUAGUUAUUAAACGAGAAAGCACCGAUUCACAGAUGGAAACCUGCACAACUUAUAGCAAGUGGGAUAAUAUUCAAGACCUUCUUGGACAUCCAGUAGAAAAACCUGUAGUUCUUCACAGGUCAUCUUCUCCAAACAACACAAACCCAUUCGGGUCAACAUUUUGUUUCGGAUUACAACGGAUGAUCUUUGAGGUGAUGCAGAACAACCACAUAGCCUCGGUCACCCUCUACGGCCCAGCGAGACCCAACAGCCAGACCAAGACCUUGGAUCUUCCCCAGUGAGCAAUAUCCAUUGAACACAGCACAACACAAUUAGUUCAGCGUGCCUUGAGUUGCUGCCACUUUUAGUAUGGAAAAGCACCGUAUGAUGGAGAGUGUGUGGGGUGUGCGGGGGCGUGACGCAGAGAGAAAACCAGCGUAUAAGGAAACCUGCCCCUUGGCAUCUGCUGCUUGCAUGGCGCAGGCUGGAAAUCCUCUGCAACUGUGCGUUGCAGGACUUGGAGCCAGUGGUGGAGGCGCACCCAGUAGGCGGCUCUCCCAUUGAUGCCCCAUCUCGCUUGCCCUUGGAUUGCGCGGUAUAAAUGCAAAAAGACUGGUCCGGCUUUGCUGGGCUGGACAGAGGAUGAGCUUCCGAAGAGAGGGCUCAGCAAGGACUGCACGACUUCGAAGCAGAAGUUUCUCAGCCUUGGGCAUCUGGAAGCAGGUCUCUCUAUAUAUAUCUGUACCUAUAUAUAUAUAUAUAUAUAUCUGUAUGUAUACGUAUGAUUUUGUUUUCUUUCCCAUCUGUGUUUGCGUUAAAUGUAUUGAGAACAGUGCUCAUUUGUUUCGUCUUGUUUCUGGGGAAAAAAAGAAUUAAGACAAGGAUAUGGGCGGAUGUGUACUCACACAGAGCUCAUGUACAGGCGUACGCAUAAAAUAAAGGACAUGGGCAUUUCAGUGGCUUGGGAGCCUUGACCAGGCUCAACUAGCAGACAGAGACAUGUCCAUAAUUUCAGACAUCCUACGUUGGAAACAACAGGCAAAGCAACAUAAAGACUAGUAUAUUUUUUUGCACUACAUACACUUUAAUUACUUGAUAAGACCUUUUGAACUUUACUAAGGCGCAUCUGUGUGCUGGGCGCGAGUGGGGAACGCAGCAGCUGAGUUAAGUGUUCACCACGGUGGGGGAGAACCUUGUCUUUUUCUGCACUAACCUUUACUUGAUGCAAGGAAGCAACUUUUGUUUCCGGCCAUGUUAACUAAACCCCCGUUUCCGGGGCGUGGGGGGUAGGAACAAAACUCAAAGUAGAUGAUUCCUAUGAAUGAUGCUUUUAGGAGGGGCUUGGAUACCGUUUUUUUUCUUUGUAUGCAAAACAGGUAACGAUAUGCAUUCUUGGAAGAGUCGUCGUCAUGGCUUAUCUCAACCGCAAUGUGAUGUGGAUCUGAUUAGAACAUCUGAUUUCCUCUUCCUUGUCUUAUAAGCAAGGUUAGCAGGGAAAUUGGGGGUAUUUCUACCAGGUUCUGUUUUUCACACAUAUCCUGCUGGGAUGAAAUGGAAAUCAUGUAGCCUUAAUGCACAGAGAGUUCCCCAAGGACUUUUGCUGGAACACCAGCCCCGGAGAAUUUUCUGCGUUGUCUACCUUUAGCACAGCAGGAGGAGGAUUGCCUUUUUUUUUUUUUUAUAAUUUAAUGCCAAAUUAUUAGCCAAAGAGAUCUUUAAUCUAGUUUCAACAUUUCUACAUGUAGAGAUAGGUAUACUGACAGAGAUCAUUAUUUGGCAGAACCACUUCCUCCAUCUGCAGCAGGGAAAACAAAUCCAGUGGCUUCUAGUUAAAGAGAAGUUGCUUAACGCUCAUUAUUUCAAGAAGGGUUAAGGGACGCAUGUGAUUCUCUUGUCGCCUUUUGUCUGAAAAAUGAUAAAUGGCCUUGCUUUCUUUCAGUGAUGAUCCUUUUUACAACAGCGGAGAGAAUUCAAAAAAAAAAAAACCCACAGAGAGAGUUUAUAAUUUUAUCCCCUUUUUAAUAUUCUGGUGUAGCAACCUGUGAUAUAAAUUAGAGAUGAUUUUUGUGAGUUUUAAAACUGUGUGUAAAUACAGAUUUUGUAAAUACAAAAGCAUUUUGUAAUUUUAACUCUGUGUAUAGCAAAAGCGGGUAUAAAUUUAUCCACAAAUGGAGGGGGGGGGAAUUUUAGAGGGUGAAAAGUUAUGAAGCCUGGACCGGUGGCAGGAUAAAUGUAGUGUGCAUUUGUGUGUCCCUUCUUUUUGCCAUCUAGUCCUCUGUACAUUCUUGGACUAAUAAAUAAUUAAAUCAAGGAAGCCCCACUGAAAAGGAAAUGGAUAAUGGGAAAGAAAAAAAAGUUUAAGGGUUUUCCUUUACUCUUAAAUGUUAUUCCAAGUCCUGUCUUUCCUUGGACCGUUGCUUGCUGAGAGUUUUUUUUACCCCAUGAAUUUCUGUUUUCAUAACUGCUGUAAAUUCUCUGAAACGCGUUAAAAUCUAGCAUGUACCUUGAAAGGAUAAAUAAAUCUCAGUUGCUGUGUUCAGGUACAGUUGCUGGGUAUCUGUAUUUUGCAAUAAAUGGUUGAGUCUCUGA
This is a messenger RNA of Candoia aspera, 3707 nucleotides long. RefSeq names its product phagosome assembly factor 1 (gene PHAF1). Gene Ontology annotation, cellular component: trans-Golgi network; dendrite; synaptic vesicle membrane. Gene Ontology annotation, biological process: Golgi to plasma membrane protein transport. The record is from RefSeq and is a predicted model, not a curated record. Lineage: Eukaryota; Metazoa; Chordata; Lepidosauria; Squamata; Candoiidae. The transcript has 17 exons. Bases 149 to 1420 code for a protein of 423 amino acids.